Diceros bicornis minor is the source of this 1754-nucleotide messenger RNA. It is a transcript of the gene SMAP1, whose product is annotated as small ArfGAP 1. The record is from RefSeq and is a predicted model, not a curated record. The transcript has 11 exons. Lineage: Eukaryota; Metazoa; Chordata; Mammalia; Perissodactyla; Rhinocerotidae. The coding region runs from base 64 to 1473 and encodes 469 amino acids. Gene Ontology annotation, molecular function: metal ion binding; GTPase activator activity. Gene Ontology annotation, biological process: regulation of clathrin-dependent endocytosis.
UCCUGGGCUGCGUCCCCGCGGUCGGUCCCCGGCCAGGCUCCUGCCCGCGCGUCCGCCGCCGCGAUGGCGACGCGCUCCUGCCGGGAGAAGGCGCAGAAGCUGAACGAGCAGCACCAGCUGAUCCUGUCCCGGCUGCUGCGGGAGGAGGACAACAAGUACUGCGCCGACUGCGAGGCCAAAGGUCCCCGAUGGGCUUCCUGGAAUAUUGGUGUGUUUAUUUGCAUCAGAUGUGCUGGAAUCCAUAGAAAUCUUGGAGUUCAUAUAUCCAGGGUCAAGUCAGUCAACCUAGACCAAUGGACACCGGAACAGAUACAGUGUAUGCAAGAUAUGGGAAAUACAAAAGCAAGACUACUGUAUGAAGCCAAUCUUCCAGAGAACUUUCGAAGACCACAGACAGAUCAAGCAGUGGAGUUUUUCAUCAGAGACAAAUACGAAAAGAAGAAAUACUACGAUAAAAAUGCUAUAGCUAUUGCAAACAUUUCCUCCUCUGAUGCUCCUCUUCAGCCUUUGGUAUCCUCUCCUUCUCUACAAGCUGCUGCUGAGAAAAACAAAUUAGAGAAAGAAAAGGAAAAAAAAAAAGAAGAGAAAAAGAGAGAAAAGGAGCCAGAAAAGCCUGCAAAACCUCUUACAACUGACAAGCUGCAGAAGAAAGAAGAUCAGCAGGUGGAGCCUAAAAAAAGUACCAGCCCCAAGAAGGCUGCAGAGCCCACGGUUGAUCUUUUGGGACUCGAUGGCCCUGCUGAGGCACCAGUUACCAACGGGAAUAUGACCACGGUGCCAGCCCUGAAUGAUGAUCUGGACAUCUUUGGACCAAUGAUUUCUAAUCCCUUACCUGCAUCUGUCAUGCCCCCAGCUCAGGGGACAUCCUCCGUACCAGCCACUGCCACUCUGUCUACAGUAACAUCUGGGGAUCUGGAUCUGUUCACUGAGCAAACUACAAAGUCAGAAGAGGUGGCGAAGAAACAGCUCUCCAAAGACUCCAUCUUAUCUCUGUAUGGUACAGGCACCAUUCAGCAGCAGAGUACUCCUGGUGUCUAUUUGGGACCCACGAAUAUACCAUUUACCUCACAAGCACCGACUGCAUUUCAGGGUUUUCCGUCGAUGGGCGUACCUGUGCCUGGAGCGCCUGGCCUUAUAGGAAAUGUGAUGGGACAGAAUGCAAGCAUGAUGGUGGGCAUGCCCAUGCCCAAUGGGUUUAUGGGAAAUGCACAAACUGGUGUGAUGCCACUUCCUCAAAACAUUGUUGGCGCCCAAGGAGGAAUGGUGGGACAGAUGGGCGCACCCCAGAGUAAGUUUGGCCUGCCACAAGCUCAACAGCCUCAGUGGAACCUCUCGCAGAUGAAUCAGCAGAUGGCUGGCAUGGCUCUCAGCAGUGCGAGCCCUCCCGUGGGUCUCGGCCAGCCCCCCAACACAACAGCAGGAUGGUCUGGAAGCUCAUCGGGUCAGACUCUCAGCACACAGCUGUGGAAGUGAAAGCCACAGUGCAAGUUUCCCCCAGAACCGCCACCUGACAUUCCUUGCUGAAAUGCAUCUAGUCCCUGUUUAUUCAUGUACAUAUAUUUUUUUCUUUUCCCCCAUUUGUUCAUAUUAAGAAUUACCUGAUUGACCGUGUGGUCUGUACUGAUUAAAUUUGAUGUGGUGAAAAGCAGGUUGAGAAACCAUUUUAUGUCCAGGGCAGCUUUGCUCGUAUUUCCCAUGAUUUCAUAAACCACAUUGUUUGAUAAGCUGCUCAGUCAACUUGCAUAAUCAAUCAA